GUCGGGCAAGACAUUGGUCCUGGGUCACUUGGUCUCAGCCUCAGCCCCUCAAAUGAGCCCUCUGGUCCCUGGGACACCAUGAUCUGCACUGCGACAGCCCCCAGCUUCCUGGUCCUGUCCCUGCUGCUGCUGCUCCUGCCAUCAGUGCCCGCGGCCCACUCCGUGUUCCUGGAGGAGCUGGGAGGCAGCGGGGAGGCCGAGGGCUCGUCAGCCUCCUCCCCUAGCCUCCCGCCACCCCGGACCCCGGCCCUGAGCCCCACCUCACUGGGACCCCAGGCCACGCCCUUGGCCGGCCCCUCGCCCCCCACCAGCUUCCUGGAGGGCGUCAUGGACUUCUUCCGCCAGUACGUGCUGCUCGUCGCCGUAGUGGGCUCCCUGGCCCUCCUGCUGCUCUUCGUCGUGUGUGCUGCCCUCAUCACGCGCCAGCAGCACAAAGCCUCGGCUUACUACCCGUCUUCCUUCCCAAAGAAGAAGUACGUGGACCAGAGCGACCGGGCUGGCGGCCCCCGCGCCUUCAGCGAGGUCCCCGCCCGGGCUCCCGACAGCCGGCCCGAGGAGGCCUUGGAUUCCUCCCGGCAGCUUCAGGCCGAUAUCCUGGCUGCCACCCAGAACCUCAAGUCUCCGGCCAGGGGUACCCAGGGCAGCAGGGAGGGAGCCAGGCUGGCAGAGGGUAAAUUAGGAGGGGAGGAAGAAGGGAAGGAGGAGGAGAAGGGGGGGAAGGAGAGGAAGGAGGAGGAACAGCAGGUGUAUCCAGAAUGCCAGGGAUGUGCGUUGCCGGCUGAGAACCCACAGGUGGAGGCAGAGCCGAGCGCGGUGGUGGCCGAGAACACUGCGGUGGCUGCCGAGGACCCGGAAGAGUCUGAGGGGUCUCCCCCGUUAGCCCAGGACUCCCCCAGCGUCUAGCAGCACCACACUCCCCCACAACCCCAGGGCUCUCAGAUCUCAAGCUGUCCCUCCCUUGGGCAUGGAACGGCCUUCAGCCCUACCUGCUUGCUGACACUCCCACCCACCCACCCCUGGAGAGGCUGGCC
Messenger RNA from Ochotona curzoniae (black-lipped pika), 1031 nucleotides. It is a transcript of the gene TMEM119, whose product is annotated as transmembrane protein 119. The transcript is spliced from 2 exons. Gene Ontology annotation, cellular component: plasma membrane. The coding region runs from base 79 to 903 and encodes 274 amino acids. Gene Ontology annotation, biological process: positive regulation of osteoblast differentiation; positive regulation of bone mineralization; positive regulation of osteoblast proliferation. The record is from RefSeq and is a predicted model, not a curated record. NCBI's taxonomy places the organism in Eukaryota, Metazoa, Chordata, Mammalia, Lagomorpha, Ochotonidae.